This is a messenger RNA of Eleginops maclovinus (Patagonian blennie), 4100 nucleotides long. RefSeq names its product epidermal growth factor receptor substrate 15-like 1. The record is from RefSeq and is a predicted model, not a curated record. Gene Ontology annotation, biological process: endosomal transport; endocytosis. Gene Ontology annotation, cellular component: plasma membrane; clathrin coat of coated pit; cytoplasm. Lineage: Eukaryota; Metazoa; Chordata; Actinopteri; Perciformes; Eleginopidae. Gene Ontology annotation, molecular function: calcium ion binding; cadherin binding.
CCCAUGCGGUGGUGGUGGUGACCCGCCGGGUUCACCCACCGGAACCAGGCCUCUCCGAGCCGUCGCCGCUCGUGCACGGUCGGUUAAGGGGCGUUUGCGUACUCCCGCGACACCAGGAAAUAUGGCGGCGCUCAUGACUCUCAGUCAGUUAACAAAUGGAAGCCCAGCCUAUGAGGGCUAUUACAGACAGCUGGAUCCAGGAAACACAGGCAAAGUAUCGGCUGGAGAUGCAGCUCAGUUCCUUAAGAAGUCUGGGCUGUCAGACAGUACAUUGGGGAAGAUUUGGGAUUUGGCCGAUUCGGAAAGAAAAGGCUAUUUGGAUAAACGGGGUUUCUUCGUUGCCCUGAGACUUGUGGCCUCUGCACAGGGUGGAAAUGACAUCAGCCUUAACAACCUCAACCAAAACUUAGCUGCCCCCAAAUUUAAAGACACCAACAGCCCAUUAUUAAAUAUUUCAACAACGGGACAUGAUUCACAGUGGGCCAUAAGGCCUGAUGAAAAAGGGAAGUUUGAAGGCAUUUUUGAGAGUCUGUGCCCUGUCAAUGGUCUACUCCCCGGCGAUAAAGUCAGGCCAGUUUUGAUCAACUCCAAGCUACCUCUGGAUGCGUUAGGAAAGAUCUGGGACCUAAGUGAUGUGGACAAAGAUGGCCAGUUGGACAAAGAUGAAUUCACAGUGGCCAUGCAUCUUGUGUAUCGUGCCAUGGAGAAUGAGCCUCUCCCAGCAACCUUACCCACAUCCCUCAUCCCCCCUUCUAAAAGGAAAAAGUCUGCAGGUGCGCUGCCAGGUGCUGUGCCUGUGCUGCCUGCUCUGUCCGGUUUCAUGGCUGUCGCAGCUCCUCUCAAAGAUUCCCUGCGAAGCACUCCUCCUCUGGGCAGAGCCAGCCCCCUCAUGACCAGUGCCGUCCACCUGUCUCCAAAACACUCCUUUAAGUCCAGCUCACCGCCAGAGGUAAACUGGGUGGUACCGUUGGCUGACAGGGGACGAUACGAUGAGAUCUUCAAGAACACCGACAGCGACAAUGACGGCCUCGUUAAUGGAACUGAAGUCAUAGAGAUCUUCAUGCAGUCCAGUCUCUCCCAGACCAUGCUGGCACAGAUAUGGGGACUCGCCGACACUAAACAGACGGGGAAGCUGAACCGGGAGCAGUUCUCUCUGGCCAUGUACCUGAUCCAGCAGAAGGUCAUUAAAGGCAUUGACCCCCCUUCCACCCUAACCACAGACAUGAUCCCCCCAUCGGAAAGGACUGCAACUUCAGGGGCGGGCAAUAGCUAUGCGGGGCUAAUGUCAGCUGGGAGGCCUGACCUUGCUACACUGGCUAAUAUGCGCAGAGAUAGCACCAGCUCCACGGGGUCGGUCGAGCUGACAGGCAUCAAAGAGCUGGAUGACCUCAGCCAGGAAAUAGCUCAGCUGCAGAGAGAGAAAUUCAUUCUGGAACAAGAGAUCAGGGAAAAUGAGGAAGCCAUCAGACAGCAAAAUAGUGAAGUUCAGGACAUGCAGAAUGGACUGGACAGGGAGAGCAGCAGCCUGCAGGAACUGGAUUCUCAGAAGCAGGAUGCGCAGGAGCGUCUGGGGGAGAUGGACCAGCAGCGCUCAAAACUGGAGGGGAUGCUCAACGACGUCAAGCAGAAGUGCCAGGAAGAGACCCAGAUGAUCGCGUCCCUGCAAAGCCAGAUUCGCUCCCAGGAGAGCGACCAUCGAAGCCAGGAGGAUGAAAUGAGCCGCACCAAGAUGGACCUUAGCCGGCUGCAGGAGGAAGAGGCCAUGCUCGAGCAGAGCCUGCUCUCUGGUCGGGUUCAACUAGACAGCAUCACUAAAUCACUCAAGACCACUCAGGAAGAGAUCAACCAGGCUCGCAGUAAGCUGUCGCUGAUCCAGGACAACCAGAAGGAGGUGACUAAGAACAUAGAGCAGUACAACAGCGCUCUGAGCGAGAUCAACGGAGGAAACUUCAACAACCUUCCCGACUUAAGUGAAGGCUUUGCUGAGAAGGAGAAUGGGGGUUUCAGAAGUGUGGAUGGCUCUUUAAAGUCAAGGAUAGCCAUGUUCAACAACAGCACUGCUAAGGAGCCUCCCGCAGACCCCUUCCAAACAGAGGACCCCUUCAAGUCCGACCCCUUCCAAGAUCCAUUUGGAGCAGAUCCUUUCAAAGAAAGCGACCCCUUCAAAGGCACCUCAUCGGAAGAUUUUUUCAAGAGAACAGACAAGUCGAACUUGUUUGGAUCCUCGGACCCCUUCGGUAGAAAGCCCACACCACCAGCCAAGCCAAGUGCCCUCAGCAGUGACUCCUUUACAUCAAACAGCCCAAAACCAGAUGUUUUUGGGCCGGCUGAUCCCUUUGGAGGCAACUCUUUUGGAAGCAAAGGGAGUGGAUUUGCAGACUUUAGUCAAAUGUCAAAGAAGUCAGACAACCCUGUCCUCCCAUCAAAGAAAAAUGUGCCUAACCGGCCUGCACCUCCCUAUGGAUCUGAAUGUAUCAAGUUUGGAAAUGAGAGCCAGCAGCUGGAGUGGGUGAAGCGGGAGAGCGAGCGUGAGGAGCAGGAGAGACUGCGGCGGCUGCGGCUGCAGGAGCAGCAGGACCUGGAGCUGGCCAUCGCUCUCAGCAGGGCCGACAUACCUAACGCCUGAAACAUCCAUCCUCCACCAUGUCUUUCUGUCCUCCCUCUUCUGCCUUACAGUCUUCUGACCACAUGACAACAGCUGCAACACUGGCCCGACGUGACUCGCAGCCUGUUACCAAUUUGUGUAAGAGACAAGUGCUUCUGCAGCCAUGACUGGACUCUAGUCAAACGACUCCACAUUUAGCGACCAGUUAUGGUUCAUUGCUCCCAAACUACAUGGCAACUAUAAUCAAGGACAUUUAGGGAGCCACUUGAUUUAAGCCCCUGCAACAACAUAGCGAUUUAACGCAACCCCGAACCAGCAUGAUAGUACACUAUAUCUAGCUCCAUAUCUUGCUACGGCCUUAUCCCAAUACCAUUCUGUUGCAAAAAAAGUAACCUUUAAAGGAGUAUUUUACUGUUUUAUUUAUAAACGAAAGCAUUGAAUCUGGCGUAUGAAGUCCUUGUAAAAUGCACUGUAAAAACUGUUUUAUAUAACCUCGGAGAAAAAAAUGCAAAUCAAACCAGAUAUGACAACCAAUCUGUUAGUCUAUGAUUGCGUUUGUCCAAUUUACAUUUUUUUUUAUAGAAACUCCUUCAUGUGCUGUUAUUACUGUUAGCUGAUGGUUUCAUAUGCAAGCCGUGAAACAGUCCAUCUUUAGAAACCAUGUCGUAAAGGUCUGUAACUUGGUGAUCAGAUCAUUAAUCGCAUGCUUUAGGUUUUUAUUUCAAAUGUUAUGAGUCUUGCCUUUUUAUAUGCCUGCAUAUGGAAUAUUUAUGGCCUUUUUAAAGUAAGGGUUAAAAUCGUUUUGAAUAUUUAAACGAGGAUCAAACUAAAAAAUAAGAUGUUAGAGAAUCAAAGCCUUGGUUGAAAUAUGAUUUAACCCCGUAUCAUUGGUAGCCUCUUGCAUCUAAAAUUAUUAAGACACUUAUGAUAAUCAUAGAGGUCUUCCUUUCCUAUGAACACAGUUCAUUUGUCGUGCAUCGCUGUUGCACCCUCCCUCUGAUGUCAACAGCUUGUGCUUGUGGGAAGGUUUAUCAUUGGUUGCCUUGUUACGCCCAAACAACAUGCACUCCCAUACAACUAAAAACCUCUAUAAAAUGGAAGUAGUGUAAACCUACAUUGCUUGUACUGGUGCUGUUACAUUUAGUUCUACCCAUUUUUAAUUCUUCACACUACCACUGAUACACAGUGACAUCUGCUUUCAAUGUUUUGCUAUCUCUCACACUCAAAUCAACAAAUGGAUCUUUUUUUCUGUGGAUUUUUUUCUCUACAUUCAUGUCUUAUGAUCCGGUCGGAGGACAUUAGUUUAGAUGACUUAAAAUAUUGCAUUCUUGUAAUUAUAUUACACUAAUCAGGUUUAUUUGGCACAUAAUGUACGCACUGUGUAUUCCAGAGCUUACAUGCAGAGUGGCAUCGCCUUAUUUAUCAAUGUUGUAACGUGUAACAUUGCACAGUAUGUUUGUGAUUAUAUAUAAAAAAUUCUCUGUUAAACUUUAAA